This is a messenger RNA of Linum trigynum, 1101 nucleotides long. NCBI's taxonomy places the organism in Eukaryota, Viridiplantae, Streptophyta, Magnoliopsida, Malpighiales, Linaceae. The record is from the annotation of a GenBank genome assembly.
CUUCUCAUUUAUUUAAGUUCUUUGGGAAAGAUGCAGGGGAGACACGCCACCCCCAACCCAAUACUCCAUAAUGAUCUCAUCCAUGUCUUUAUCAUCUUCAUUAGUCUUCCCCAAUUCUUCAGCCACUCGUUCUCGUUUAAUAAUAAAGAUCACCCUAAAAUCCUUAUACCUACCCCCUCCUUCCGCCUCCUUCUCCAACUCAAUACCUGCCGCCGUUCCUCCUUCCCAACCAUCCCUCAAUUUACCCAUUCAAUGGUCAUGCAAUCAAAUUAAUCUCUAGUUGAUGGCGAUUGCAACAGAAAUGAAAGAUUCUUCCAUGGAGGAAGGAGACAAACAUGUGCAAAGGAAUCAGUACAAGCUCCGAGGAAAGUCGCAGCCGCCCGAUGUUUCUCGGGUCUCGCUAGCAGCAAAGAAUCACCGCACACUCCAACCAAAAAUUAGAAGGAAGCAGAUCUGGAUUUUGCACCCUUCUUCCAUCAAUCCAUAUCCUAUCGUCCACCUCACCAUCUUCUUCCUCAUUGCACACAAGCUCCAACGAUUCCCCUGAAACUCAGUGAAUCGGACAGAGAUAUUGUUGCAUGCGGACUAAAUUCACUUUCUUUCCGGCUUCCUCCAUCAAUCCAUUCUGGGAUUCAAUCUCCUGCAUCAGAUCGACGGAAAACAUCUCUGAUUUCUCUCCUACUCUGUCUCUGUAAAAUAAUUCGCGAAUUAGUUUACGAAAUUCACGCACCAACAUAAAUUAAUUCACAAAUUUUGUGCGAGUACCUUCAAAUCCGCGUUUCUGCGCUCCAAGUCGGGAUCGUCGACCCUUGCCCGAUGAAUUGUAUGACCUAAGUUCUGAUUGUUUUUUGACUCGCUUUUCCUAUUAAUUCUUACUUAAUUUUUCUUUUGCCCUUUGAAACAUGCGUCACAAGAUGCAUCUCGAUGAUGACGAUGAUUUGACCGAGGAGAGGGCCUGGUUGGUAGUUAGAGGAGGAAAAAAGCACAAUGGGGCAGCGACAGUGGGUGGGAGAGGAAGCGACAUAGAUUUGUUUUUUAUUUUUUAUUAAUAAUUUUUAUUACUAAUGUGUUCAUAUUUUCUAAUAAAUGUAUAUAGUAAAU